AAUACGGAGCAGCCAGCAGUGGCCGCAAUACAACAACUGGGACUGAAGAGUGUGGUGUUACUGACAACAGCAGCAAGACCUAGCACCAAACGAAGCUGACAGGAUGUCUGACGCUCCUUGCACGUGUAACCUGGGCGACUCUUGUAACUGCGGAAACAAUUGUAAAUGUAAAGACUGCAAGUGUGUAUCCUGCAAGAAGAGCUGCUGUGCGUGUUGUCCCGCCGGCUGCAGCAAAUGUGCACAGGGUUGUGUCUGCAAGGGAGCCAGUGACAAAUGUAGCUGCUGUCAGUGAAAACUGUCAUCGUGGAGUUUUUUUUUCCUCAUUUUUAUUAUGUGAACGACUUGUUUUUAAUCCUUUUUGUGUGACUUAAUCAUAUGUAAAGGGAUAAUUGCUAAGUUUUUUUACUUUCCUUUGUUUUAUGUUACGUGGCAUCUGAGUAAUAAAUUCUGUUUACAAAACAA
Messenger RNA from Stegostoma tigrinum, 462 nucleotides. Its product is annotated as metallothionein-2B-like. Gene Ontology annotation, molecular function: metal ion binding. The transcript has 3 exons. The record is from RefSeq and is a predicted model, not a curated record. NCBI's taxonomy places the organism in Eukaryota, Metazoa, Chordata, Chondrichthyes, Orectolobiformes, Stegostomatidae. Bases 104 to 292 code for a protein of 62 amino acids.